AUGCCGCCAGAAGAAUGGGAGGAUAGGAUCGGGAGAAAGAAAAGCGGCGGUGGACAAGGGAAUUGCCUAACGGUACGACACAUGCGGAGAUCGACUACAUCACCAACGGAAGGUGGUGCUGGUGGUCGUCCAGUGGUACCAACCUUCAGCAGUGAUUCAGAUCACCGUCUGCUUCGAGCUAAAGUGCAACCAAUGGCAAAGAAGAUCUGUCGCCAUGUCGGAGAAAGAAAAGAACGUAUAUGA
Messenger RNA from Strongylus vulgaris, 243 nucleotides. The record is from the annotation of a GenBank genome assembly. Lineage: Eukaryota; Metazoa; Nematoda; Chromadorea; Rhabditida; Strongylidae.